UUCUCUAGAGCUACCGACUAACCAUGGAUGUAUUCAGGAGCCGGAUGUUGGGGAUUUCCGUGGCCGUUGCGCACGGCGUUUUCUCCGGCUCUCUGAACAUCUUGCUGAAGUUCCUCAUCACCAGUUAUCACUUCACCUACUUGACUCUCAUCCAGUUCCUGACCAGCAGCACCGCGGCGCUCACUCUGGAGACCCUCAGGCGGAUGGGGAAGGUCGAGAUCCCCCCGUUCAGUUUGCAGCUCUCCAAGGUAAAAACUGUUUGGUGCUCCAACUCAAAUAUAAAGCUGUAUGAAAGCAGUCAUGGAUCCAAAGGGCCACACCGACUCUUCCCUCCAGGUGCUGGUGAUCUUACUGGUGAUCCCUUUGGUUAUGUCACUGGUGUGCUGGCGGUGAUCAUCCACGCCUCCUACCUGGUCCUUAUACAGAAAACCAGUCUGGACAGUGAGUAUGGGCCGCUCACCGCACAGUACGCCAUCGCCAUCAUGGCCUCACCGGUGCUGCUGGUAUGUGCUUUCAUCUCCAUGGACGCCAUCAACAUGUGGUCGUAUGAGGGCUGGAAAGACCCCCACAUCACAGUCAUCUUCAUCCUCUGCACCUUCAUUGGCUGCGCCAUGAACUUCACCACGUUGCACUGCACCUACAUCAACUCUGCCGUCACCACCAGCUUCGUCGGUGUGGUCAAGAGCAUUGCCACCAUCACCGUCGGCAUGCUGGCGUUCAGUGAUGUCGCACCGACCAGGCUGUUCAUUGCUGGCGUGGUGGUGAACACUGUUGGGUCCAUCACCUACUGCGUGGUUAAAUAUUUUGAGAUGAAGAAGAAGAGCUUGUAUGAGGACCUGGAGGAAGGUGCGAAGGAUGGAGCGUUGCCAGGGGAGCCUUAUCGAGAGAAACCGCCACUGAACGGUGAUGGAUCUGACCCAGGAAACCCAGAGAUAGAGGGAGUGUUGAGCUCUGAUGGUCAGGAGGAGGCACUGGCUAACGGACAGCUGUGGACAGGAGAUGGUGGACAAGGACAUGGAGAAGCAGGCAUAAAUUCUCAUGUCAUGACAGAAAAAGAGGUGCUGGAGGUGCAAAGGGAGCACCUCCACAGGGAGAACACCCCAACCUCUCGCCAGUCACUCAGCGACAGCUACGUCGGGGUUUGGAGGUCCAUCAGACAUCUGCAGUUCAUGAAGAAAGAUCCUUUGAUUGAUAACAUGGAGCAGCAGAGUCCCUAAUGGCAGGACAGAGACUUGGACAGACUCUAGAAAAAACAGGAAUGAAUUGGAGGAUAAAAAAGUUUUGAGCGUGCUGAUGAGACCAGUGAAGAAGACAUGAGAUGGGCCGAGUGAAAACAGCAACCUGAAGCUCGGUGUCCACUGGGAACCUGUUUAUUCAGUGUUAACAGCAGUGCUGAACAAAUACUUGUUGGAUAAACUAGUCAUGUUUGCUGCUGUUGCUGUGAUAGUGAAGAAACAGGCUCCGUGUUUAGUUAAAGUAGGAAACAGAAGUAAUCUCUGUUCAUGAUGAGAAUGAAAAGUGGUUCCUGGUGGAGAAAAGUGGAGGAAGACCGGGAGAAGCUGCCCGUCACUGAUAAAUUCUGCCUCUUGUCUUUUUCAGCUUGGGGGACCAGGCUAGCCACAGUGCAGCAUGCUGCGGUUUGGUUUGCAUCCCUACUGUUUAGCCAGCUGGCCAGUCAAAAGCAGGUCUUGAAUAAAAACAAGUGCAUCCUGUGCAAACUGAAAUAUGACACAUCUGGUCAGGGAGCAGCAAAACAAACAGCAGACACUCUGCGGUUUCUGAUUUGUUUUAAUAAAACCCGGUGAAUUAUUGUUUCUGAUUGGUGGUAAGAUAUUAAAUUCAACCUUUAAUGGAUAUGUUAUUAGUAACAAAAGCAGAUGCACUGUCCACAAAAUGCCGAUUGCAUUGUUGCAUUGGUCUUCGGUGUCUUCUUGUCAUAAAUCAGUGAGGUGUUUUACCUCUCCUGUUUCCUUGUGGUGCCACUAAUAACAUUAUCAUGAGAUAAUCAUACAACAAAAUUCAUCACCUGGUCAAAUAAUUGGUGCUAAAACUUGGCAGGGCCAGCUGGGUGACUAGUAUAGCUGGUAAGAUACAUGCUAAUAUGCUAACUAGCCUCGAGCAUGCUACUGUGGUCAGUUAGAUUAUCUGUCCAUAAAUUCUGGCUGCAUAUGAUCUUCUACCCAAGUCUGAGGUGUUUCAAUCAGUCUCCAAAAAAGUUGGUUCUCUUGUGGGAUCAUCCGGUUUUAUGUCCUGAGGUUUAAAGUUCUCCUCCACAGCACAAGUUACAAGACUUCCCAGAAACUGAGUCAUCCACAGAUCUGACUGCGAACAGUUAUCACUAUUUUUACCUCCAGUACAAAACAGUUGCAACAGCUCCUGCCCACAGUGAGGUUUGUGUGGAGGCAUCUGACACAAAGCAGCGAGUGGCUGUCUCCUUGUUGUGUCUGAGUCCGUUAAUGCACCCCUUGUCAUGGAUUAUCCCUUUUUCUAUUCUUCCGCAAUUCAUUAUUUUUAGAAAGAGAUCUGCAUUUAGUGUGUCUGACUGUUCAGGAGAUCACAAAGCAAACAGUAAAAGAAAAACAGCGCGGACGGAAAUGCAGCGCCAGUCGACUGUCAGCUGGGUUUCCAGCUUUGGGUAGGCUUGGAGACACGUCUUCCAAGUGAGUUUAAACCCCAGAAACAUUUUCCAUAGACAAGAGUUGACGACCAGGUCUUUUAAAGGGAAAUUUAAUUUAAAAUCUUAACUUCUUUAUGUUAAUAUGUAGGUAAUAAAAUGGUAGCUUUACUUUCAAAAUGUGAUGCUGUGCAACUGAACCACAGGGCAUGAGCCGUAGUUAGAUAUUAGCUACUUUGAAAAAAACAGGCUUAUUAAUUUUGUUUCCAAGAGUUAGAUGAGAAGAUUGCUGCCAAUCUCAUGCAUGUGGGUUAAGUGUGUAUCUGAGCCAGCAGGCGAUUAGCCUAGUUAGCAUAGAGAGUGCAAACAGGGGGAGGCAGCAGAAGCACAUCUGCUACCACCGCCCAAAGGUCAUUGAACAUGUUGCACCAUGUCUGGGAGUUAUGUGCUGGAUUGCUUCUUGGUAAAAGUUGUCCGGCAGCCUCAUGGUGAUGACCCCAAAACGUUCCUGUGGCCGUCUGCUGUUCCUACACGCAGCUCAUUCUAAACAGAGACGAGAUGUUUGGUCUAGAGAGUCUCAGAAACCCGACUCUGUGCUGAGAGGCUGUUGUCUGCCCACCUCCAGGCAGCCUCUAAUAAAAUCAGUCAAACUCAGCCUCUUCGAGGCGCGUGUGUGGGCCGCAGACCAAACAUCUGAAAGAAUUAUUCACAUUAGCUAGCUGGAGUCAAGGCUCGACUACAUGUGGGCUGGAACGUCAUGGACAGACACUUUAAAUUAGGGCUCUGUGCUAAUGAUCACUAACAUGUGAUACCAAAGUUUACACAAUCUUACAUCCUCUUUGUCCUACCUGUCAGUUCACUGGAGUGUCAGUUGACUGGCUCUAAAAUGUGCUGUUACUUUCCUCUGCAGUCGGCUCGAAGAUGUGCACAUGUAGAGGGGCAGAACAUUUUACAAAGAAUCAUUUAAAAAGCUCUCUUCUCUAAGAAACCACGAACUCUCCACCAAAUUGCAUUGAAAAUUGGGAAGUUUAAAGAUUGUCUGCAACAGACAAACAGGCAAACAGACCUGACAGAACAGAUUACGCCCCAGGUGAAGGUGGCGGAAAACUGUUUCUAAUCUGGUUCCUGACUGUUGGUGGCAGAGUCGCUAUGAAAAACAUUCAUAGCCGUGGCCAGGCUGAGACUAGUUUCACUUUGUGGUGGCACAGAAAUGUUUAUUUUUGCAUGGAGCCAUCACUCAGUCGUUCAUUCGCUCAGGUAACAGCACUGUGACUAAUCAUCUAAUCAGUUUUAUUGCAGAUGUAUUGUGUCUAAAAAGUCUGCAGCAUUCCCCUUAACAGAAAUAAUAGCCAUAAAUAUUUCAGUUUGCUAUAAACUGUCACCCGGGAAUAUGAUCUGUGCAUCAACACGAAUACUUGUUAAAACUGGGAAAGGUUUCACACAAGAAAAAAAAACAUAAAAACAAAUUAGCUCUGCCACUGAUGCCUGGAGAGAAUGAGUGAAAUGUGAUGAUAGUCUGCAGUAACCAGGAGCAUUUACUCUGAGUGCUACCUGGGCUUCUGGGUGUUUAUUUGUAGUGGACACCUGAGAUAGUGGAAUCCUCAUGAAGUGUAACAGUGAAUCUAGCAGCUCAAACCAACUUCCUGUUGUAUGCAUGACGAACGCAUGAACCACACACUGUACAUGUGAAUGUUAAAAUGACAAGGUUUGUGAACAGAGGUAACUUUACCUUUUGAGUUUGAUGACUGGUUGAAAUGUAUCAGAUGCUGAUAUUUGAUGACCUGUUACACAGGACACUUGGUUUAUUCAGCUGCUUUGGUUUGAUGCAGCAUGUGAAUGAAUGUAACUAGUGAUAAAAGACGUGAGCGGCUCAGAAGAGACGAGGUCGGAGAGCCUGCUGUGUCUGACCUGCCUCCUGUGUCUACAGCAGCUUGGCUUCUCUAUUUAACUCCAGUCGGGGACCAUUUACCUCCUGUCUCCUCUUUCACAAACAAAAGGCUUCAGGCAUCUUGGGCUGAGUGGAGAGAAAAAGCUGUCAACCUCUGAUAUCGAUCGAUAUUGACUUUUCUUCUCACAGUCCCCAAACUUCAUUUAACGGUACCAGAGAUGUGACGGCCCUCAGGCUGUGGACCGUGAAGCCACCUGCUCUGGAUGGUGUUCUGAUGAUUACUGCUUUUUAAACGAUAUCUGUAGUUAUUAAAGCAUGAUAUGUGACUGGUUUGGUGUUUCAGAGGUGUUUCUGGGUGAUAGAAGUGGAGCCUCACUGAGAAGAAAACAUGAGUAAUUACAACUGAACGACUUGAAACAAGAUGCCAGAAAUGUUUAUUUGUUCCAGAUAUGAAAACC
Molecule: messenger RNA, 4960 nt
Organism: Monopterus albus (swamp eel)
Lineage: Eukaryota; Metazoa; Chordata; Actinopteri; Synbranchiformes; Synbranchidae
Gene: slc35d3
Product: solute carrier family 35 member D3
Exons: 4
Coding region: 24-1217 (397 amino acids)
Source: RefSeq, a predicted model, not a curated record